Molecule: messenger RNA, 3264 nt
Organism: Penicillium longicatenatum
Lineage: Eukaryota; Fungi; Ascomycota; Eurotiomycetes; Eurotiales; Aspergillaceae
Product: argonaute/piwi family protein
Exons: 3
Coding region: 1-3264 (1087 amino acids)
Molecular function (GO): protein binding; RNA binding
Source: RefSeq, a predicted model, not a curated record
AUGUCUGAUAACCCCCAGGAGGUGAUCGAGGAGGACGUGGAGAGUCUCGUGGUGAUUAUCGUGGAGAUUAUCGUGGCCGCGGUCGGGGAGAUAUGGACCUUCCUUUCCGAGAAGGCCGUGGAGGUUUUCAAGGGGAUUCCCAGGGCUCUCGUGGCAGAGGAGGUGAUCGAGGACGUGGAGAUUCUCGUGGUGAUUCUCGUGGUGAUUCUCGUGGUGAUUCUCGUGGCGAUUCUCGUGGUGAUUCUCGUGGUGAUUAUCGUGGCCGCGGUCGCGGGGAUUCUGGAGGUCGUGGGGACUUCCGUGGUCGUGGCGAUUUCCGCGGUGGGAGAGGAGGAUUUCGUGGCGGCGGCAACCAAGGUCCACGAAUCUUCAAUCAAUGAUGGAAAUGAUACUCAUUAUACAAAACGCAGCGAGAGCAAGCCAAUCCCUACACCUGAUGCUCAGGUUGAAAAGGUCGAAAAUGAUACGGCCCAGGCCCUGGUGGGAGAGAAGAAAACAGCACUGUACCCCAACCGUCCAGGAUAUGGCACACUAGGCCAGCCUGUUACCCUGUAUGCCAACUAUAUGCCUUUCACGGCGGUCGGCAAGCCAAUCUUCCGCUACCAUGUCGCUGUUGGCAAAGACCAGGGCCGCGAGGUGCCGACCAAGAAAGCGCGUCAGAUCGUGCGACUCUUGUUAGAAGAGCACUUCGCCAAAGAGAUUAAAAACAUCGCCACCGACUAUCGAUCCACGUUGAUCUCGUGUAUCGAUCUGGGACUGGGUGGUGACCAGAAGUUCAAUGUGCGGUAUAAAGGCGAGAAUGAGUUUGAUUACCUCGAUGACCCCAAGGUCUAUAGCGUGACCGUUGGACCGACAGGCAUACUGGACCCGACAGAUCUGAUUAAUUAUUUAUCGUCAAGUAAUAUCCAAGGCCACCUGAUGCAGCAAGAGCAGAUAUUGGCGGCGAUGAAUAUUAUCAUGGGUCACCAGCCAAAGACCAACCGGUCGAUCGUCACGCUCAGCGGUAACAAACAUUACGACUUUGAUGCGGCCACUGCCGAACGGUGGUCUUUGGGUGGUGGUCUCGAGGCCUUUCGUGGUUUUUUUAUCAGUGCGCGUGCCGCCACUGCCCGGCUUCUGCUGAACGUGCAGGUCAAGUAUCUCGCGUGCUACCAGGAAGGUCCUCUGCCCAUGGUGUUUGGAGAUUAUAUGCGUACGAGUUCACGCAACCCCUAUCGUAUUGAAUCCUUUUUGAAGCGCAUGCGUGUCCGAGCCACACAUAUUGUUCGGAAGACGAGCAGUGGAAAGCCUCGUCCUCCUCAAAUCAAGAGUAUUAACGGGUUGGCGUCACCAACCGAUGGUCGUUCCGGCACGAACCCGCCUAAGGUGGCUCGUCAUGGAGCUGGUCCUUUUGAUGUUCAAUUCUUUUUGGAAGCCCCUGGCUCGAAACCGCCAGCUGCCGCGCAGCCUGCCGAGGGUAAAGGGAAAAAGGGAAAGAAGCCCGCCAAAGCAGGCCCAGCCCCUGCAGGCCAGUAUGUUUCGGUCGGUGAUUAUUUCAAGCGAGAGUACAGGAGAGACGUGGACCCAAGCUUGCCGGUGAUCAAUGUUGGUAACCGACAAUUCCCCAUGUAUCUUCCUAUGGACGUGUGUGAGGUCGAGCCUGGUCAGCCCGUGGGAACCAAGCUCUCCCCCAACCAGACAUCAGAAAUGCUGAAAUUUGCUGUGAUGGGCCGCAAACCUGCGCAGAACGCUCAGUCCAUUGUAACCAAGGGAGUGGGCAUGUUAGGACUUGGCGAGCCGUUGAAUGCCACAUUGGCUGCCUUUGGUGUCCGCGUCGAUAACAAUCUAAUUACCGUCCAAGGUCGUGUUCUGUCGCCUCCUAAAAUUCUCUAUGCUAAGCAAAAAGAGGUCUUGGCCAUGGCUGGCUCAUGGAACAUGAGAGCCAUUCAGUUCUCCAAGGCUGCGUCGCUGAAAAACUGGACAUACCUCUACCUCACGACCGACCGCGCUCGUACAUACUGGCAAAGCGGCGCUGAUAUGAUGGAGUCUCUGAGGAAGUUCACCUCGGUGCUCCGAAACAUGGGCAUUGAUGCCGAACUGCCGAAGGAAGGCCAACGCGUUUUGCUAAAUGGCAGAAACGAUGCCGAGAUUAUCGAAAAGUCUGUUCGUGAGUUGCAAGAUCGCUACAAGCCCUCUCUGAUCCUAGGUGUCUUUUACGCCAAAGAAACCACCCUUUACAAUACGGUCAAACAGGUCUGCGAUGUCCGCUGUGGUGUGCGCAACGUCAACGUACAAGCUGAGAAGCUCGCCCAGGGCCAGGACCAGUACUGUGCCAAUGUUGGCCUGAAGAUUAACCUGAAGCUCGGCGGAGGUAACCAAACCCUCAAAAACUCCGACCUUGGCUUAUUUGCAAACGGCAAGACGAUGCUAGUCGGCCUCGAUGUCACACACCCCUCGCCCGGCUCCGUAGGCAACGCGCCAAGCGUCGCAGCGAUCGUGGCAUCAGUCGAUUCCGCGCUCGCACAGUGGCCCGCCGAGGUUCGAAUCCAGGAGAAACGACAGGAGAUGGUACAGGAUCUCGACGCCCUAAUGCAGUCGCGCCUUAAGCUUUGGGCCAAGUCUAAUAAAAACAAGUAUCCAGAGAACAUCGUCGUCUACCGCGACGGUGUCUCAGAAGGCCAGUACAACCUUGUCAUCGAAAAGGAACUCCCACUCCUCAAGCGUGCCUGUGAAGCCGUCUACCCAGCCUCUGACACCAAGCGUGGUCUCCCAGCUAUGUCCAUCAUCAUCGUCGGCAAGCGCCACAACACCCGCUUCUAUCCGACCAACGAUGCUGAAGCUGAUCGCUCCGCGAACCCCAUGCCGGGUACUGUCGUUGACCGCGGUAUCUCCGAGUCCAAGCACUGGGACUUCUUCUUGCAGGCCCACUCCGCACUUCAGGGAACUGCCCGCCCGGCCCACUACUUCACUGUCUGGGAUGAGAUCUUCUCCCCCAAGAACCCGGGUGGCAGUGGAACCCGAAACGCAGCUGACACUCUUCAAGAUCUGACCCAUAAGAUGUGCUACCUCUUCGGCAGGGCGACGAAGGCAGUCAGUGUCUGCCCGCCUGCGUACUAUGCGGAUUUGGUCUGUACACGUGCCCGAUGCUACCUCAGUGAUCUCUUUGAUCCUAGUAUGGCUUCGGCAACGGAGGAGAGUGUUGCUGGGACCGAGGGCCGCGGACAGCCUGAUUGGGAUAAUGUCCUUGUCCAUCCUAAUGUGAAGGAUACUAUGUUUUACAUCUGA